GUUCCCUCAGACUGCUGUUUGAUUCCGUCUUCACGGCAACUUGAGCUGCUUCUGUGGUUUUAUCUUGCACAUAGUUUAUUUUUGUCAAAACAAGCCGGUUUAUUAGCUAGAACUAGUGCGUCAGAAACACUGAAACAAACGACUGUUUGAAUUUAUUUAAUGGAGCGGCUGUGCUAAGGCAGUUAGCUUAAAGUUGUGCUAAUAGCUAACUGAAUGACAGACUUUGUUCUGGUUUUUUUUUUUUAAGUCGUUCCUAUUUUCUGGCAGCUGUUUUAGUCGUACCUGCGUGUUUUGUUUAUUUUUUUAAUUAUUUUUGAAAUCCUUCACAUGAUAGGAGAGUCAGCGUGAAGAAGUUUCUACUGGGGAAUAAAACAAGUAAUACUUCAGGCCUAUUUUUCACUUAGCAUUAGAAUGCUAAAGGCUAUUUGGGGAUAGGUUAGGGAUAGGUGCAUUUCCACUGUGCUAGUGUGUGUAAUCAGUAAUGUAUUAGCUUUGCGAGUUCAUUUCAGUGCAGUAGAAACUCAUUCCAUCAUCAUCAUCAUGUUGUUCUGAAACACGGAAAUGUAGCUGGUGCAGUGUGACGUCAUGGUGAAGAUCAGCUCUCAGUGUGCAAACUCAUCCCAUACCGGUGCCAAGGCUCCACCACACAUCAAAACAGAGCCCUGUGCUGGAGAAGAGGCUUCAAAUAACCUGGAACCAGACAAACAUCUACUUUAUUCAUGUCAUGGAGCGAAGGACAUUUCUUCAGAGCUUCAACAGAUAAAGCAAGAGCCAGAAACAGACUUCAUGCAGACAGGGAACAGAAACGCACAGCCUCAAUGCCCAGACUCCAGAGUCUCUCCAAAGACCGAGCCGGAGUGUGUUCCAAUCAGUUUAAGCUUUGGUCUUAAAACUGAGUCUGAAAUCCAUGAUGUGGUCAACAGUGAGGGAUAUUUCCCCUUGAAGGAGGAGGAAGAGGAGGAAAAUGUGGCGAAGGUCAAACUCGAGACGGAAGAAGAGGAGAGUGAUCUCAGACAGGAUGAAGAAGCAGGCCGAGAGUCUUUCUUUUCCUGCCCUUAUUGCGCCGUGUCCUUCACUGACUCUUCUUACCUUGAGAAGCACCUCAAAUGGACCCAUCGGAGUAAUUACCUAGUUUGGCUGAAAACUCAAAAACCACCACAGUGCAUCAAAAUAUCCUCCCAGAUGCUCAGCUGCUCUUCUUGCAACCACCACUUCUUCACCCAGGAGCAGCUGAAGGUGCAUAUGCGGCGCGCCCACCUUCCCACGCCCGCACCAACCCGGAAACGCUACACGUGUCCACAGUGCGACCGCAGCUUUGACUACAUUGGCAAUCUGCAGAACCAUUGCCGUCGGUGCCACAACUUGUCCACAGUGUGUACUGACGGAGAACUGAGCUGUGCUUCAUGCGGUGAAAACUUUGCCGGAAUGUGGGGCCUCGGGCCACAUCAGUGCCACAAGGUAGAAGAAGAAGAACACAAACCAGGAACAGAUGGAAACGAACAGCUUUGUAGAGAUCGCGGUUAUCUGUGUCAACACUGCGGAAAGAACUGCGCUACGCUGCAGUGUUUAACCAUUCACACGCGCACGCAUACAGGCGAGAAGCCGUACAGCUGCACCGACUGCGGGAAUAGCUUCAAAGAGAUGGGCAGCUUGCGCAAGCACAUGGUCAUCCACACUGGUAUCAAGCCGUACUCGUGCCCUGAAUGUGACAAGAGCUUUGCGCGAAUGAGCCACUUGAGCACACACCUGCGCACACACACGGGCGAGAGGCCGUACCCGUGUCCCGAGUGCGGUAUGAGGUUCAGUCACAGGUCGACACUGCGUCUACAUCGACGCGUUCACUCUGGAGAAAAGCCGUUCUCUUGUGUGGAUUGCAAGAAAACCUUUGCGACACUGAGCAACCUCAAAGUGCACCUCCUGACUCACAACCAGGAAAGGAUUCACAAGUGUAACGAGUGCAGGAAGACCUUUUCCAGGCCCGACGUGCUGAAGAAGCACCUCCGCAUUCACAACGGCGAGAGGCCGUACGUGUGCACCGUCUGCAGCAAGAGAUUCAAUCGCAUCCAGCAUCUCACCAACCACCAACGCACACACACAGGCGAGAGGCCGUACCGCUGCGAAGAGUGCGGCGCGAGCUUCGCACAGUCGGGCGACUUGACCAAACAUAUCCGCGGGCACACAGGGGAAAAGCCCUACGCGUGUCCCGAGUGCAAUCGGUGCUACAGUAAUUCUGGGGACCUGGGCAAGCACAGGCGCACUCACAGCGGCCACAGGCCUUACAGGUGUCAGCAGUGUGACAAGGCGUUCCUCAUGCCGCAGCAUUUGAAAACACACAUUCUUACACACACUGGAGAGAGGCCGCACGUCUGCCCAAAGUGUCAGCGCACCUUUAUACGGGCACACCACCUCACCCAGCACCUCAACACGCAUCACAUUUAGUGACGUGCAUUCGAAAUAACUGAUUUAAAGAAGUUUAAUUACAUUUUUCAAACAGUACUGACUACUUGUAGAUGGUUCUGGUUUUAAACUUGUCUUUUGAAAUCGAUUCCCUGAUGGAAAUCAAAGGUAUAUAGUAAGAAGUGGUAUUCGUAUGUCAUUACUGCAUUAGUCAAUACGUUUACAUGCACAUUAAUAUUCCAAAUAUGACGGUAUUCAGAAUGCGAUACGGAUCAUGGAAACGGCGUAUUCUGUUUGAAUAUAUCCCGAACUUGGCCUUAUUCCGAAUUUAGCAUUUUCCGGUUAAGGAGUGUAGGAUAUGCUGAAAUUAUUUGGGUUUUGGACAUUCGGAAUACGCGUCUCAGUUGGGUGGGGUGGAGACACGGGCUCUUGGCUGUUUACAGUCAGCUCUGUAUUGUACACAAACCAAAAUAGACAGCAGUUUGCAGGGUUGGGGUAGAGAUGCGGCUGCAUGUAAAUGGGAAUAUUUAACAGUUCCACGAAAUCGAGUCAUACAUGAGGUGAUCGUUGACGAGGUGCGUAGCACCGAGUCGGCUAUCAGCCAUGUACGACGAGAUUGAGUGGAAUAACUGUUUUAUUCUAUCCACAUUCACUGGAUUUUGAGAAACGGAGAAUUAAAAAAAAAAAUUUUUGCAAAUUCGAUAAAUAAAAACUUUUAUGCAAAACGUCCGACAAAAUAAUCUCCGCUUAGAAAUGAUGGGCGGCACGGUGGUGUAGUGGUUAGCACUGUCGCCUCACAGCAAGAAGGUUCUAGGUUCGAGCUCAGCGGCCGACGUGGGCUUUUCUGUGUGGAGUUUGCGUGUUCUGACCGUGUCUGUGUGGGUUUCCUCUGGGUGAUCUGGCUUCCCCCACAGUUCAAAGACAUGCAGGUUAGGGUAACAUGGGGCGGCCUUUGGCUGAAGCGCCCUUGAGCAAGGCACCUAACGCCCAACUGCUCCCCGGGUGCCGUAUCAUAGUUGCACAUUGCUCUGGGUAUGUGAGUGUGUUCAUUGCUCAUUUGUACAUGUGUGUGUUCGCUGCUUCAGGUGGGUUAAAUGCAGAGAGGAAUUUCACUGUGCUUGAGUGUGCACGUGACAAAGGCUGCUGCUUCUCAAGGCCUCUGCAUGCUCUUGCGACAAGGCUUUCGCAGAUAGCUUUUCGCAGACAGUUGUAAUUUAUCGUUGAGCGGGGAGUAUAGGCGUGUAUAGGCGUGCGCGAUGUUAUUCACCGCCACAACGCAAGGGGGCACGAAGUCGCGAAAUUGCUAGGAGUGGUUAGUGGAGUGUUUAUCUUCCGGUUACUGAGCAACAGGUCAUUCAACACUGCUGUCCUUAAGGCCAAUUUAUGCUGACAAUGCAGUCC
Neoarius graeffei (lesser salmon catfish) is the source of this 3798-nucleotide messenger RNA. RefSeq names its product zinc finger protein ZFP2. Bases 586 to 2439 code for a protein of 617 amino acids. Gene Ontology annotation, biological process: regulation of DNA-templated transcription. The transcript has 2 exons. The record is from RefSeq and is a predicted model, not a curated record. Gene Ontology annotation, molecular function: RNA polymerase II cis-regulatory region sequence-specific DNA binding; DNA-binding transcription factor activity, RNA polymerase II-specific. Lineage: Eukaryota; Metazoa; Chordata; Actinopteri; Siluriformes; Ariidae.